Paramisgurnus dabryanus is the source of this 1447-nucleotide messenger RNA. RefSeq names its product spermatogenesis associated 6-like (gene spata6l). The record is from RefSeq and is a predicted model, not a curated record. Gene Ontology annotation, biological process: spermatogenesis. NCBI's taxonomy places the organism in Eukaryota, Metazoa, Chordata, Actinopteri, Cypriniformes, Cobitidae. Gene Ontology annotation, cellular component: sperm head-tail coupling apparatus. Gene Ontology annotation, molecular function: myosin light chain binding.
GAAACGCGACGCUCUCCUCAAGUGACAAUGAAAGAGCUGGAUGGAAAAUAACACUUUAUGCGCGGUAAAAACAAUGGGAAAUAUGUCCCACAAAGCCAUUAAAGUGGUCGUUGAGCUUCACCUGAGGGCGGUUACUUGUCCAGGGGUGCAUUUACCAGACAAAGAUGAUAUGUACAUCAGUGUGUGUCUCAUGAACCAAUAUAGAAAAUCUGAAUGUCUUCCUGCAGUCUUUCCAUUAUUAAUUCGGGAGAAAAUGAAGUUUGAAAAGGUACUAAAGUAUGUCACAGAUCCUGCAGAGAUAGCUGAAUUCUUACAAUGUGAAACUGUGAAAGUUGAACUCAUUCAGAUGAUCCCCCCAUCUGGAAGAAUACUGGCCAGUUUUGAAGAAGAUGCUCGCAGUUUUCUUUUCCCGGAGCCGAAGCUUGUGCCAUCCUUUUCCGGAGUAGAGAGAGAGUUAUUAAUGACACGAGAUCCCGCUUUUCCUGGUAUCUCUCCAAGGUUAGAAUUCUCUACCAAGACCACAAUCAGUCAAAUCUCUAAUAGAGAUGGAUUACAGAGUUGUCCUGCGAGGGCAAUUACAAAAAAGAGGAAGAAGAAGGUUCGGCAGCAGGGUAGCGCUGUAUCCCAAAGGCAUCUUACUUCUCCACCGAGGCAAAGAGGACUCUGGGAUAGACACCAGGUUCAAAUAAAUGAUGAUUUCUGUGAUAGAAGCUCCAGAUCAGGAAGUCCGUCACCACAUCGUACACAACCAUCAAGAGCUGAAGGAAUCCAAAUGAGAAAUGUCUCCAGUUCAUGGGUCCCAGAUGGGGACUCCUCAGACACGGAUAAUCUCCUUGACUAUGCCACGGAAGUGGGCAAACGCCAUUCCCGUAUGGAAUAUAAUGGCUCUUCCAGCCCAAGUCACUCCAGCAUGGAAAGCCAGAAACACAAUGGAUCUCUCCUGGGAUCUCCUAAUAGGUGGGAGGAGGUUCAAGAACGGGUUCAGAGCCUUUUAAUAUCUCCUAAAGCAGUCCACAGACUAGCCUGUGGUGCCACGGACUCUGAGAUUGAUGAAGUAUUAAUACGAAGAGCUAUUGUGGCCCACUCAUGCCCAUUCUAAGCUCCAGGGUGAAGGAUAAAGAAGUGGUUUUGUAGAGCAUCAUUGCAUCAUAUCCCAUUGAGUUGUGAGUGUGCUCUUAGUUUGUGGUUGUGUUUGCAUUGUAGUUGCAUUGAAAGUCACAUAUUCCUUGUAUAGCUUGGUUAUAUCCUGAGUGACUUAAACAGACCAUAAUAGUCUAAUUUUAAAUGGUCUAAUUUUACACUUUUACUUUGAGAUGAUAAAAGUUGCCUUGUUGUCAUGACACAGCAUUAGUGCACAUGCUCAUAACAGAUAAAGGCUUAAUGUUGCAAUGGUAUACAAUCCCCAAGGGCUAUCUUUCCAUCUGUGUAAUAUCUUGUAUAUUAAAGC